CCGCGAUCCCGUGGAGCUUCACCCCGUGGGCAGUCGGCGUUUGCUUUUCUUCCGACAGGACAAGUCUCACAGACGUACCUGGCAGAGCCGUGAUUUGCUCCUCAGCCCCUUGAACGCGUCAUGGAUCUCUCCCUCGAGCUCGACGGCACGCAUGUUCUGAUUACGGGCGGCUCUGGCUUUAUUGGUUCAUCCACAGUCACCGCCUUUCUCCUUGCCGGAGCCCGCGUUACCAAUAUCGACCUACAAGCUCCCAAUCCCAAUCCCUCGGGUCCGAAUUACCAAUACUUUGCCUGCGAUAUAGCGUCCGAGUCAGCCCUGAUUGACGCCUUCUCAGCUGCCUCUACCACUUUUGGCCCGGUUGCAUGCUGUAUUGCACUUGCUUCUCUUGACCUCUCUGUCCUUCCGCAUCAUGAGAGUCUUGCAGACAUGGACGUAGAGCAAUGGCGCCAGACCCAUCGGGUCAAUGUCGAAGGAACAUUCUUGACAGCCCGUACGUGGCUGAGACAGCUGAGAGACUUCGCGCAGACCGGACCGAAAGAACACUUGACCAACGUGGGGUUGAUAAUUGUGGGGAGUGAGAGUGGUCAUUUUGGGGAGAGGUGCAAUGCGGACUAUGCGAGUGGGAAGAGUGCAGUCCAAUUCGGGCUCGUGAAGAGCUUGAUGGGAGACGUGAGCAGAGUGUGGGAAGGGGCGAGAAGAGUCAACGCCGUGGCUCCUGGUCCGGUCGACACCUUGCAAUUUAGGAAAGAGUGUGCAGAGAACCCACAUCAGUUCUGGGUCGAUUCUCAGGCUACGACAGGACUUAAGAAGCCGGUCCCGCUGGAGGCUGUUGCAAAGAGCAUCCUCUUCCUGGCGAGCGAGAACUGGAGCGGAAGCAUUACAGGCCAGGUGCUGAAUGUCGAUUCUGGAAAGCAGGGUAAAGUGAUGUGGAUGAAAGACGAGCAUUGA
Messenger RNA from Hyaloscypha bicolor E, 948 nucleotides. RefSeq names its product NAD(P)-binding protein. Lineage: Eukaryota; Fungi; Ascomycota; Leotiomycetes; Helotiales; Hyaloscyphaceae. The coding region runs from base 121 to 948 and encodes 275 amino acids. The transcript has 3 exons. The record is from RefSeq and is a predicted model, not a curated record.